This is a messenger RNA of Pelodiscus sinensis (Chinese soft-shelled turtle), 3652 nucleotides long. The record is from RefSeq and is a predicted model, not a curated record. NCBI's taxonomy places the organism in Eukaryota, Metazoa, Chordata, Testudines, Trionychidae.
GGCUCCCCUACCCCUGAAGGCCCCCUCCAGACGCAGCUUCCAGGUCGCUCCGAGGGGCAGCCCCCCUCCCUUCGCUUACAGCACCAUCUAAAACCCUGGGGUAGCUCAUGUCUCCUGGCUUUGAGGAGAUGCAGCUUCCCCCCCUUGUCUGACCCCCCAGCAUUGCAUGAAAACGCUCCCCUCUGACCUUCAGUCCAGGCUCGCUAUUUUACCAGCUCCCCCGCCCCAUGGAGAAUGCCCCCCACUGCAUAGCAGCGCCUGGUGGGGAGAGCUCCUGGCGCUCAGAUCCCCCCAAAAUAUUGGGGUUUCCUGGACCUCUGGGCGCAGACUCGGGACCCCGCAGCCUGGAAGUCAGCGCUGAGGUGGACUGCUGAGCCCCCGCUCCCGACCUGAGCCCCGAACCUCGCCCAGCUGGGCUCUCUGGGACUGCAGCACCAGCCAGGCCCCCUGAUGGCACCAUGGAUCACCUGCUGCUCUAUGCCCUGGCCCUCUGCCUGGGCCUCUCCUGCGCCCAGCUGUGUCCCCCACGCUGCACCUGCCAGAACCUGUCCCCCUCGCUGGCCGUGCUGUGUGCCCGCGCUGGGCUGCUCUUCGUGCCCGCACUCCUGGACCAGCGCACAGCAGAGCUGCGGCUGACGGACAACUUCAUCGCAGCCGUGCGGCGCCGGGACUUUGCCAACAUGACGCGGCUGGUGCACCUGACCCUCUCCCGCAAUGCCAUCCGCCAGCUGGCGCCCUUUGCCUUCGCUGACCUGCGCGGCCUGCGGGCUCUCCACAUGGAUGGCAACCGCCUGCCGGCUCUCGGGGACCAGCAGCUUCGGGGCCUGCCCAACCUACGCCACCUCAUCCUGGGCAACAACCAGCUGCGGGCUGUGGCACCCGGUGCCUUCGAUGACUUUGCCACCACCCUGGAGGACCUGGACCUGUCCUACAACAACCUGGCCCGGGUGCCCUGGGAGACCAUCCGGCGCCUUAGCAACGUCAAUUCGCUCAGCCUGGACCACAACCUCAUUACCCACGUGCCCCAGGGCGUCUUUGCCGACCUGCGUAAGCUGGCCCGGCUGGACAUGACCUCCAACAGGCUGAAGAAGAUCCCCCUGGAUCCACUCUUCCUCCGUCUGCCUGUCUACGCCAAGUCCAAGGGCUCGCCCCUCUCCUCCCUCGUGCUGAGCUUCGGGGGCAACCCCCUGCACUGCAACUGUGAGCUGCUGUGGCUCCGGCGCCUGGCGCGAGAGGACGACCUGGAGACCUGCGCCUCGCCGCCUGAGCUCCUGGGCAAGUACUUCUGGAGUGUCCCGGAGGAGGAGUUUGUCUGUGAGCCGCCUGUCAUCACCCGGGGGGGGGGCGCCCGCCCCCCCGGCUGCCCCUGCCGGGGGGCGGGCGACCCCGAGCCAGCUGUGCACUGGGUCUCUCCGGAGGGGAAGCUGGUGGCCAACGGCUCCCGGACACUCGCCUACGAGAAUGGGAGUCUGGAGAUCCUGGUUGCCACCGUCAAGGACUCAGGCGCCUUCACCUGUGUGGCCUCCAACGCUGCCGGAGAGGCUACUGCCUCCGUGGAGCUGCUGGUCAGCCCCCUGCCCCAGCUCAGUGACGGCACCCACCCCCCGGCACCCGCCGCAGCUGGGCCCUCCGAUAUCCUCACCUCGGCCAAGGCAGGCACUAACACCAGCACCACCCUGCCGGAUGGGGGGGUGCUGGUCUCUGAACUCGCAGUGUCUUCCGUCCUCAUUCACUGGUUCCCACCACGGUCCGGGCCCAGCGUCCGCAUGUACCAGAUCCAGUACAACAGCUCCUACGAUGACACCCCGGUGUACAGGAUGAUCCCCCCCUCCAGCAGGGCCUUCCUGGUGAACGACCUGGCGGCAGGCCGGGCCUACGACCUGUGUGUGCUGGCCGUCUACGAUGACGGGGCGACAGCGCUGACAACCACCCGCCGCCUGGGCUGCGUCCAGUUCAGCACCCGGCCCGGCUACCCGCAGUGCCGCUCCCUGCACGCCCAUUUCCUUGGUGGUACCAUCAUCAUCAUCAUCGGCGGCAUCAUCGUGGCCUCCGUCCUGCUCUUCAUCAUCAUCCUCAUGAUCCGCUACAAGCUCCACGGUGGGCAAGAGGGGCACAAGAAGGCCAAGGUCAGCAACGUCUACUCCCAGACCAACGGCGGGCAGACCCCGGCCUCCCGGGCACAGGACGGGGCCGAGAGCAGGGUCAGGGGCCUCACCGGGAUGGUCCUGAGCAAGGACUGCGAGAAGGAGGUGGGCACGGGGGACACCCCAUCUCCCAGGAGGAGGACAUGGUCACGGACAAGUGUAGACCUCCAGAGCAAGUGCCCUGUGCCUGACAGAGCUGAGGAACAAGCUGCCCCAGCAGCAGUGGGUGAGAGGAGAUGGGCUGGCGAAUGGACAGACAUGAAGAUCUGAGCGGCCAAUGGCAGGAGCGUGGAUGAGCCAUCGGGGUGCCCCCAGGUGUGGGGGCUCCCUCAGCUGGGGGUGCCAGGAGCUGCUGCACUGGGCGUCUCCAUGGGGCAGUGUCACUAUCUCAUCUGCAGAGGAUCCCCAUGGUCACCAGAACCAGUGGGGACGCCCUCCUUGCCCCUGCAGGACUCCCCAUUUCAUUCCCCCCAAUCCAGCCUCUCCCGGGGCAGCCCGGACCAGAUGGGACCCUGAGAGCUGGACUGUGCCCCUUCCCCCCGCGGAGCAGGGCCUGUGAGGGGGCGCGGCCAGACAGGCGGGCUUUUCCAUGGACCCGUUUUUCCCGACGGUGCUGCCCACCCCUGCCCUGGCUCAGGGUUUGUCCUGGGCCCACAUGGCUGGCCCUGUGCUGGGGGCUCCCCUGCAGCUCCCGGAACCCUGCUCUUGCCCGCAGCCCCAGCAGCUGUUUUUCUACACACACCCCUUUCCGAACGGCACCGCAGCGGAAGAGAGUCGGAGUCAGCAGGAUCAGCGCAGGCCCCCAGCCGGGGCAGCAGCUCCCUGUCCUAGCCUCCCCACCCACUGAUUCUGCAGUUGCUAAUGCCACACUGGAGUGGAGUCACAGGGUGCCAGUCCCACAGCUCGCUGGACUAGAGACCCCACCAUCCUCUGAAACAGAUUCCAGCCACAGGCAUUAGUGGUGAUCACCAGAGGGGCCAGUGCUACAUCUAGACUACAAAGAAUUCCCCCAAAGGGCAGAACUGAGAGACCCCUUGCCGGUGACACCGGGCAGUGCAGGCUGAGAGGCAGUGAAUAAGCUGCAUUCUCCUACCCUUCCUCAGUCUCUGGCUGCACUGAGCUCCGUGGAGCUAACCAUGGGUGCUCAGCUUCAGGAGCAGAUGCAAACUCCCGGGGUAAUGAGAAACAGCCACAUCCAGGCACCUGGCUAGUUCCUCAUCCUGCCUUCAAGGGGAUGACUUUGACCUACCCCCAUGUGUCUAGUCACAGCCCUGCUCUGUGCUGUUAGCCAGCACCCCGGCAGGCAGGCUGGUGAUGGGAUCGCUGCUGACAGCUCGGAGGUGACUUUUAUCUGGAGCAGCCGUGUGUGACUGCACUGAACUGGGCCUGGGAGACAGCACUAACUCCAAAAUGUGAGUGCCUGCGCAUCCAGACAUAUAAUUUAUGCUAUCAUGUGCUGAAAGUGUCCGUCUGCUAUGUACAUUGGACAAACAUCUCAGACACUUCGC